Drosophila nasuta is the source of this 1485-nucleotide messenger RNA. RefSeq names its product chromodomain protein polycomb (gene Pc). Lineage: Eukaryota; Metazoa; Arthropoda; Insecta; Diptera; Drosophilidae. Gene Ontology annotation, biological process: negative regulation of transcription by RNA polymerase II. The record is from RefSeq and is a predicted model, not a curated record. The transcript has 2 exons. Gene Ontology annotation, molecular function: chromatin binding. Bases 205 to 1371 code for a protein of 388 amino acids. Gene Ontology annotation, cellular component: chromatin; PRC1 complex.
CACCACCACAGCCACAUUGUUUUGCAGUCAGUGAAAUGUCAGUCGCAAUUUGUUUUUAAACAGAUUUGAGUUAAAAAAGUAAAAGAUUUUAACAUAUAUUGAGCUACAAGAACAUUAGUUAAAGCACAAAUCAAUUGUUAUUAUUGUCAAUUUCAACGGUGGAACAAUAAAAGCCUCAAAAUUGGUAAAGUGGACGGCAACACAAUGGGCAACUCGGACGAUCGCGUCUAUGCUGCCGAGAAAAUCAUUCAGAAGCGCGUUAGAAAGGGUGUUGUGGAGUAUCGUGUCAAGUGGAAGGGCUGGAAUCAACGCUAUAACACUUGGGAGCCAGAAGUGAACAUCUUGGAUCGCCGCCUUAUCGACAUCUAUGAGCUGAGCAAUAAAUCCUCGGGUACGCCCUCGAAACGUGGUGCAGCGCUCAAAAAGAAGACAGAGAAGGAACCGGAUCCAGAACCUGAAUCCGAGGAAGAUGAAUACACCUUCACCGGCGAUGAUGUACCCGAUAGCAAUCAGACACCAACGACAUCCUCUGCUGCCGUUGGCGAUGACAACAAAAAGGAUAAGGAAAAGAAGCACCACCACCAUCAUCAUCACCAUCAUCAUCAGCAGCAACAACAACAGCAACAUAACAUCAAUUCGAACCAAAGCAUCAAGUCCGAACGCAUGAGCAAUCGGCGUUCCGAAUCGCCGCUAACGCAUCAUCACCAUCAUGAAUCGAAACGUCAGCGAAUGGAUCAUAGCUCCUCAUCAAACAGCAGCUCCACCCACAAUGAAAACAACUCUUUCGUGCCGGAGGCAGACACCAAUUCCUCCAGUUCGGAGGAUCAACCGCUCAUGGGCACCAAGCGUAAGGCUGAGGUGCUCAAAGAGUCGGGUAAAAUUGGCGUCACCAUUAAAACCUCACCAGAUGGACCUGCAGCCAAGCCACAACAAACGCCUCAGCCAACGGAUUCAACUACGCUGCCCAACAAAACGGAACUGCAGAGCACAGAAGCCGAGACGAGUGAAUCAUCAUCAGCCGCCGCAGCAGCGGCAACAACAGCCCCAGCAUUUGCCGAAGAAGAGGAUGAUGAGUCGUCAUCUGUGGCGUCUGCAGCAGCGGCUGCGGCAACAGCCCCACCAUCGGAAAAUAAUAACAUACCAAAAUUGAGUGGCGCUCUGGCAUUAAGCCAGAAGCAACCAUUGACACCGCUAUCGCCGCGUGCAUUGCCACCGCGUUUCUGGUUGCCCGCCAAGUGUAACAUAUCGAAUCGGGUGGUCAUCACGGAUGUCACAGUCAAUCUGGAGACGGUCACCAUACGCGAGUGCAAAACAGAACGAGGAUUUUUUCGUGAACGCGACAUGAAAGGCGAUUCCUCGCCUGUGGCUUAGGCGCUUUCCAACGCACUCCAAAACAAAAUGAAAUUGUAAAUAGUUCAACAGCGAGUGAAUCUCGAUUUGCUAAAUGUUGAAAAGCAUUUUCUUUUUAAGUAAAAAUUUAUUUAU